Molecule: messenger RNA, 11201 nt
Organism: Peromyscus maniculatus bairdii (prairie deer mouse)
Lineage: Eukaryota; Metazoa; Chordata; Mammalia; Rodentia; Cricetidae
Source: RefSeq, a predicted model, not a curated record
AUGGCGAGACGAAGGUUUAAAAAGUUUAGCAAGUUGGAACUGAUUCUCAUUGUCCUGCUGCUUGUGUUGUUCAUCGUCGCUGUGGUUCUGAUCGUGCUCUUAGCCACUUCCACACAAUCAAAUGUCCUAGAUCCUGACACAACUGCCACUCCAGAUCCUACAACCACAAGAACCACUCUUAACCCGCCCAGUUGCCCAGUGCUAAGUGAACUGGAACGGAUAAGUUGCAUCCCUGACAAGUUACCCGAUAAGGACACAUGUGACCAGCGUGGCUGCUGCUGGGAUCCUCAGGGAGCUGCUAAUGUUUCUUGCUACUAUUCCAGGAAUCAUGGCUACCAAAUGGAGAGUGAUCCUGUGUUUACAAAUGCAGGAUUCACAGCCCAGUUGAAAAACUUGCCUUCCACACCCCUGUUUGGAAAUGACAUUGAAAACAUCCUGCUCACAGUCGAGUACCAGACAUCUAAUCGCCUCCACUUUAAGUUGACUGACCAAAACAAGGGAAGGUAUGAAGUGCCUCAUGAGCAUGUGCAACCCUUCAGUGGAAAUGCUGCUCCUUCCUUGAACUACCAAGUUGAGGUCUCCAAACAGCCAUUUGGCAUCAAAGUCACCAGAAAAAGCAAUAACCGUGUGCUGUUUGACUCAAGUAUUGGGCCCCUCCUCUUCUCCGACCAGUUCCUGCAGCUCUCCACCCGACUGCCAAGUGCUAACGUAUACGGUCUGGGUGAACAUGUGCACCAGCAGUACCGGCAUGACAUGAAUUGGAAGACCUGGUCCUUGUUUUCCAGGGACACAACUCCCAAUGAUGAAGGAAAUAACUUGUAUGGUGUACAGACAUUUUUCCUGUGCCUUGAAGAUAAUAGUGGAUUAUCAUUUGGGGUGUUUCUGAUGAACAGCAAUGCCAUGGAGGUUACCCUUCAGCCUACUCCAGCAAUCACAUACCGCCCCAUUGGGGGGAUUCUGGACUUCUAUGUCUUCUUGGGGAAUACACCUGAGGAAGUUGUUCAAGAAUAUCUAGAGCUCAUCGGGCGGCCAACUCUGCCUUCAUACUGGGCACUUGGGUUUCAGCUCAGCCGGUACGAUUAUGGAACCCUAGACAAUAUGAAGAAAGUUGUGGAUCGAAACCGUGCAGCACAGCUCCCAUAUGAUGUUCAGCAUGCUGACAUUGAUUAUAUGGACCAGAGGAAGGACUUCACUUAUGACCCAGUUAAUUUUAAAGGCUUCCCGGAGUUUGUUAAGGAGCUACACAACAAUGGGCAGAAACUUAUUAUCAUUUUGGAUCCAGCCAUUUCCAAUAACUCACUCCCAAGUGAUCCCUAUGGCCCAUAUGACAGAGGUUCAGCAAUGAAAAUCUGGGUGAAUAGUUCUGACGGUGUAAAUGCACUCAUUGGAGAGGUCUGGCCUGGAACAACUGUCUUUCCUGAUUACACCAAUCCCGAGUGUGCUGUUUGGUGGGCAAGAGAACUUGAGCUUUUCCACAAGGAUGUGGAGUUUGAUGGCAUUUGGAUUGAUAUGAAUGAAGUCUCCAACUUUGUUGAUGGCUCAGUUUCAGGAUGUUCCAGAAACAACCUCAAUUAUCCCCCAUUCACACCAAAGAUCCUGGAUGGGCACUUGUUCUCUAAGACUCUCUGCAUGGAUGCAAUUCAGCAUUGGGGCAAGCAGUAUGAUGUUCACAAUCUGUAUGGCUACUCCAUGGCCAUUGCCACAGCAGAAGCCGUGAAGACCGUGUUCCCAGACAAAAGAAGCUUCAUCAUAACACGUUCUACCUUUGCGGGCUCUGGCAAGUUUGCAUCCCACUGGUUGGGAGACAAUGCUGCCACCUGGAAGGACCUCCAGUGGUCCAUUCCAGGCAUGCUGGAGUUCAACCUUUUCGGUAUCCCAAUGGUAGGGGCUGAUAUAUGUGGCUUUGCCCUGGACACAUCUGAGGAGCUCUGCAGGCGGUGGAUGCAGCUGGGGGCAUUUUAUCCAUUUUCCCGGAAUCACAAUGGCCAAGGCUACAAGGACCAGGAUCCUGCCUCUUUUGGAGCUGAUUCCUUGCUGUUGAAUUCAUCUAGGCACUACCUUAACAUCCGAUACACUCUGCUGCCUUACCUCUACACUCUUUUAUACCGUGCCCACAGCCGGGGAGACACGGUGGCUAGGCCCCUUCUGCACGAGUUCUAUGAGGACAUCAAUACUUGGGACAUAAACCGGCAGUUUCUGUGGGGACCAGGGCUCCUCAUCACUCCUGUUCUGGAUGAGGGUGCAGAGAAAGUGAAGGCAUAUGUGCCUGAUGCCAUCUGGUAUGACUAUGAGACCGGGGGACAAUUGACAUGGAGAAAGCAAAGCAUUGAGAUGGAACUUCCUGGAGAUAAAAUUGGACUUCACCUUCGAGGAGGCUACAUCUUCCCCACACAACAGCCAGGCACAACUACAACAGCCAGCCGGAAGAACCCUCUUGGUCUUAUCAUUGCUCUGGAUGAAAAUAAAGAAGCAAGAGGAGAGCUGUUCUGGGAUGAUGGGGAGACGAAGGAUACUGUGGCCAAGAACAUUUACCUAUUCAGUGAAUUUUCUGUCACCCAAAACCAUUUGAAUGUGACAAUUUCAAGUCCAAACUACAAGGAUCCCAAUAACUUGGCAUUCCAGGAAAUUAAAAUCCUUGGGACACAGGCAAUUUACAAUGUUAGAGUGAAACAGAAUGGUGUCCUUAGUCAGAUGUCUCCUCAAAUCACUUACAAUUCAAGCCUGAAGGUGUCCACCAUCACAGAUAUCCAUCUCAUGCUGGGAGAAGCAUACACAGUCGAGUGGGACAUCAUGAUGGACCAGGAGAAGAUAGACUGCUACCCAGAUGAGGAUGGUGUAACUGAGGCCAAAUGCACUGCCCGUGGCUGCAUUUGGGAGGAAUCCAGCUCUUCUGGGGUCCCUUACUGCUACUUUGCCAAUGAGCUGUACACAGUCAGCAAUGUUCAGAAUCACCCGAAUGAGGCCACAGCGGACAUCUCCUUGAAGCCUUCUCCUUAUAACAAUGCCUUCCCCUCUACACCCGUGAAUCAGCUGCAACUGCGCGUGAUCUACCACAAGAAUGAAAUGCUGCAGUUCAAGAUCUAUGAUCCCAACCACAGUCGGUAUGAAGUCCCAGUGCCUCUGAACAUCCCUGCUGCCCCAUCCAGCACCCCUGAAGGCCGUCUCUAUGAUGUGCUCAUCAAGCAGAAUCCAUUCGGGAUUGAAAUUCGCAGGAAGAGUACAGGCACUGUAAUCUGGGACUCUCAGCUCCCUGGCUUCACCUUCAAUGACAUGUUCAUCCGCAUCUCCACCCGCCUGCCCUCCACAUACAUCUAUGGCUUCGGGGAAACUGAGCACACAACCUUCAAGAUAGACUUGAACUGGCACACCUGGGGCAUGUUUUCCAGGGAUGAGCCCCCAGGGUACAAGAAGAAUUCCUAUGGUGUCCACCCUUACUACAUGGGUCUAGAGGAGGAUGGCAAUGCCCAUGGAGUCCUCCUGAUGAACAGCAAUGCCAUGGAUGUGACAUUCCAGCCCCUGCCUGCCCUAACAUACAGGACCACAGGGGGCAUUCUGGACUUCUAUGUGUUCUUGGGCCCAACUCCAGAGCUUGUCACUCAGCAAUACACAGAGUUGAUUGGUCGGCCUGUGAUGGUACCUUACUGGUCCCUGGGAUUCCAGCUGUGUCGCUAUGGAUAUGAGAAUGAUUCUGAGAUCUCCGACUACAUGGAGAGGCAGCUGGACUUCACCCUCAGCCCCAAGUUCUCUGGGUUUCCAGCCCUGAUCAAUCGCAUGAAGGGCAAUGGGAUGCGGGUCAUCCUCAUUCUGGACCCAGCCAUUUCUGGCAAUGAGACAAAGCCCUAUCCUGCCUUCACUCGGGGUGUGGAGAACAAUGUCUUCAUCAGAUAUCCCAAUAAUGGAGACAUUGUCUGGGGAAAGGUCUGGCCUGAUUAUCCUGAUAUUGUGGUGGAUCCCUCUCUAGACUGGGACAUGCAAGUUGAGCGAUACCGAGCUUAUGUGGCCUUUCCAGACUUUUUCCGUGAUUCAACUGCCACGUGGUGGAAGAAGGAGAUUCAAGAACUCUACACGAACCCACAGGAACCAGGGAAGAGCUUGAAGUUUGAUGGCCUGUGGAUUGAUAUGAAUGAACCUUCCAGCUUUGUGAAUGGGGCAGUUCCUUCUGGCUGCAGCAACGCUACUCUGAACCGUCCACCCUACAUGCCACAUUUGGAAGCCAGGGACAGGGGCUUGAGCAGCAAGACACUGUGCAUGGAGAGUGAGCAGAUUCUUCCAGAUGGCACCACAUUACGGCACUAUGACGUGCACAGCCUGUAUGGGUGGUCCCAGACCAGACCCACCUAUGAAGCUGUGCAGGAGGUGACAGGAGAGAGAGGAGUCGUCAUCACCCGCUCCACAUUCCCCUCUUCUGGACGCUGGGCAGGACACUGGCUGGGGGACAACACAGCUGCCUGGGACCAGUUGGGGAAAUCCAUCAUUGGCAUGAUGGAGUUCAGUCUCUUUGGCAUCUCCUAUACCGGGUCAGACAUCUGUGGGUUCUUUCAAGAUGCUGAGUAUGAGAUGUGUGUGCGCUGGAUGCAGCUGGGUGCAUUUUACCCCUUCUCCAGGAACCACAACACCAUUGGGACCAGGAGACAAGACCCUGUGUCCUGGGAUGAAACCUUUGAGAAUAUUUCCAGAAGUGUGCUAGAGACCAGAUACACCCUGUUGCCAUAUCUCUACACCUUGAUGUACAAGGCCCACACGGAGGGCAGCACAGUUGUGCGGCCUCUUCUCCAUGAGUUUCUGUCAGACCGGGAGACCUGGAAUAUAGACAGACAGUUCCUGCUGGGUCCAGCCUUCCUGGUCAGCCCUGUGCUGGAGCCUAAUGCCAGAAAUGUCAAUGCCUAUUUCCCUAAAGCCUACUGGUAUGACUAUUACACGGGUGCAGACAUUAAUUCAACAGGAGAGUGGAAGAUCUUGCCAGCCCCUCUUGAGCACAUCAAUCUUCACAUCCGUGGAGGUUACAUCUUGCCAUGGCAACAACAUGCCCUGAACACACACUUAAGCCGGAAGAACCCUCUUGGUCUGCUCAUUGCCCUGGAUGAGAACAAAGAGGCAAGAGGAGAGCUGUUCUGGGAUGAUGGGCAGUCAAAGGAUACUGUGACCACGAACACUUAUCUAUUCAGUGAAUUUUCUGUCACCCAAAACCAUUUGAAUGUGACCAUUUCAAGUCCAAACUACAAGGAUCCCAAUAACUUGGCAUUCCAGGAAAUUAAAAUCUUUGGGACAGAGGAAAUUGCCAAUGCUAGAGUUAAACAGAAUGGUGUCUUUAGUCAGAUGUCUCCUCAAAUCACUUAUAAUUCAAGCAUGAAGGUGGCCACUAUCACAGAUAUCCAUCUCAUGCUGGGAGAAGCAUACAUAGUCGAGUGGGACAACGUGAGGGAUCUGGAGAAGAUAGACUGCUACCCAGAUGAGGAUGGUGCAACUGAGGCCAAAUGCACUGCCCGUGGCUGCAUCUGGGAGGAAUCCAGCUCUUCUGGGGUCCCUUAUUGCUACAUUGCCAGUGAGCUGUACACAGUCAGCAAUGUUCAGAAUCACCCGAAUGAGGCCACAGCCGACAUCUCCUUGAAGCCUUCUCCUUAUAGCAAUGCCUUCCCCUCUACACCCGUGAAUCAGCUGCAGCUCCGAGUCAUCUACCACAAGAAUGAAAUGCUGCAGUUCAAGAUCUAUGAUCCCAACCACAGUCGAUAUGAAGUCCCAGUGCCUCUGAACAUCCCUGCUGCUCCAUCCAGCACCCCUGAAGGCCGUCUCUAUGAUGUCCUCAUCAAGGAGAAUCCAUUUGGGAUUGAAAUUCGCAGGAAGAGUACAGGCACUGUAAUCUGGGACUCUCAGCUCCCUGGCUUCACCUUCAAUGACAUGUUCAUCCGCAUCUCCACCCGCCUGCCCUCCACAUACAUCUAUGGCUUUGGGGAGACUGAGCACACAACCUUCAAGAUAGACUUGAACUGGCACACGUGGGGCAUGUUUUCCAGGGAUGAGCCCCCGGGGUACAAGAAGAAUUCCUAUGGUGUCCACCCUUACUACAUGGGGCUAGAGGAGGAUGGCAAUGCCCAUGGAGUCCUCCUGAUGAACAGCAAUGCCAUGGAUGUGACAUUCCAGCCCCUGCCUGCCCUAACAUACAGGACCACAGGGGGCAUUCUGGACUUCUAUGUGUUCUUGGGCCCAACUCCAGAGCUUGUCACUCAGCAAUACACAGAGUUGAUUGGUCGGCCUGUGAUGGUACCUUACUGGUCCCUGGGAUUCCAGCUGUGUCGCUAUGGAUAUGAGAAUGAUUCUGAGAUCUCCAGCUUGUAUGAUGAUAUGGUGGCUAAGCAGAUCCCCUAUGACGUGCAGUACUCAGACAUCGACUACAUGGAGAGGCAGCUGGACUUCACCCUCAGCCCCAAGUUCUCUGGGUUUCCAGACCUGAUCAAUCGCAUGAAGGGCAAUGGGAUGCGGGUCAUCCUUAUCCUGGACCCAGCCAUUUCUGGCAAUGAGACACAGCCCUAUCCUGCCUUCACCCGGGGUGUGGAGAACAAUGUCUUCAUCAGAUAUCCUAAUAAUGGAGACAUUGUCUGGGGAAAGGUCUGGCCUGAUUACCCUGAUAUUGUUGUGGACCCCUCUCUAGACUGGGAGAGUCAAGUGGAGAAUAUCAAGUAUGGAGCUGUGCAGGAGGUGACAGGAGAGAGAGGAGUCGUCAUCACCCGCUCCACAUUCCCCUCUUCUGGACGCUGGGCAGGACACUGCUCACUUUGUUCCUUGUUGUUUCAGACCGGGUCAGACAUCUGUGGGUUCUUUCAAGAUGCUGAGUAUGAGAUGUGUGUGCGCUGGAUGCAGCUGGGUGCAUUUUACCCCUUCUCCAGGAACCACAACACCAUUGGGACCAGGAGGCAAGACCCUGUGUCCUGGGAUGAAACCUUUGAGAAUAUUUCCAGAAGUGUGCUAGAGACCAGAUACACCCUGUUGCCGUAUCUCUACACCUUGAUGUACAAGGCCCACACGGAGGGCAGCACAGUUGUGCGGCCUCUUCUCCAUGAGUUUGUGGCAGACCGUGAGACCUGGAAUAUAGACAAACAGUUCCUCCUGGGUCCAGCUUUCCUGGUCAGCCCUGUGCUGGAGCCUGAUGCUCGAAAUGUCAGUGCUUAUUUCCCCACAGCCCUCUGGUAUGACUACUAUACGGGUGCAGAUAUCAAUUCAACAGGAGAGUGGAAGACCUUGCCAGCCCCUCUUGAGCACAUCAAUCUUCAUGUCCGUGGGGGCUACAUCCUGCCGUGGCAACAACCUGGCCUGAACACUCACUUAAGCCGGAAGAACCCUCUUGGUCUGCUCAUUGCCCUGGAUGAGAACAAAGAAGCAAGAGGAGAGCUGUUCUGGGACGAUGGGCAGUCAAAGGAUCUCACAACCAAUAAUGUUCUAUGUCAAUUUUCAGUCACUCACAACCACUUGGAUAUGAGUGCUGUAGGAUCAAGCUACACAAAUCCUGAUAAUUUAGCAUUUCAGGAGAUUAAAAUUUUUGGAACACGGGCACUUUACAAUGUUACAGUGAAACACAAUGGUGUCAUAAGUCAGAUGUCUCCUCAAGUCACCUAUGAUCCUAACAUGAAGGUUGCAAUUAUUAUGGGUAUCCAGCUUCUCCUGAAAGAAUCCUAUACGGUGGAGUGGGAUGACAGCAUAAGGGACGAGGAAAAGAUAGACUGCUAUCCAGACCAGGAUGCAGCUUCCGAAGCAAGCUGCACUGCCCGAGGCUGCAUCUGGGAGGAAUCCAGCUCUUCUGGGGUCCCUUAUUGCUACUUUGUCAAUGAGUUGUACUCAGUCAGCAAUGUUGAGUAUUACUCAAAUGUGGCCACAGCCAACAUCUCCUUGAAGCCUUCUCCUUAUAGCAAUGCCUUCCCCUCUACACCUGUGAAUCAGCUGCAGCUCCGAGUCAUCUACCACAAGAAUGAAAUGCUGCAGUUCAAGAUCUAUGAUCCCAACCACAGUCGGUAUGAAGUCCCAGUACCUCUGAACAUCCCUGAUGAUCCAAUCAGUACCCGUGACGACCGUCUCUAUGAUGUCCUCAUCAAGCAGAAUCCAUUUGGGGUUGAAAUUCGCAGGAAGAGUACAGGCACUGUAAUCUGGGACUCUCAGCUCCUGGGCUUCACCUUCAAUGACAUGUUCAUCCGCAUCUCCACCCGCCUGCCCUCCACAUAUAUCUAUGGCUUUGGGGAGACUGAGCACACAACCUUCAAGAUAGACUUGAACUGGCACACGUGGGGCAUGUUUUCCAGGGAUGAGCCCCCGGGGUACAAGAAGAAUUCCUAUGGUGUCCACCCUUACUACAUGGGUCUAGAGGAGGAUGGCAAUGCCCAUGGAGUCCUCCUGAUGAACAGCAAUGCCAUGGAUGUGACAUUCCAGCCCCUGCCUGCCCUAACAUACAGGACCACAGGGGGCAUUCUGGACUUCUUUGUGUUCUUGGGCCCAACUCCAGAGCUUGUCACUCAGCAAUACACAGAGUUGAUUGGUCGGCCUGUGAUGGUACCUUACUGGUCCCUGGGAUUCCAGCUGUGUCGCUAUGGAUAUGAGAAUGAUUCUGAGAUCUCCAGCUUGUAUGAUGAUAUGGUGGCUAAGAAGAUCCCCUAUGACGUGCAGUACUCAGACAUCGACUACAUGGAGAGGCAGCUGGACUUCACCCUCAGCCCCAAGUUCUCUGGGUUUCCAGACCUGAUCAAUCGCAUGAAGGGCAAUGGGAUGCGGGUCAUCCUUAUCCUGGACCCAGCCAUUUCUGGCAAUGAGACACAGCCCUAUCCUGCCUUCACCCGGGGUUUGGAGAACAAUGUCUUCAUCAGAUAUCCCAAUAAUGGAGACAUUGUCUGGGGAAAGGUCUGGCCUGAUUACCCUGAUAUUGUUGUGGACCCUGAUCUAGACUGGGACAGUCAAGUGGAGAAAUAUCGAGCUUAUGUGGCCUUCCCAGACUUUUUCCGUAAUUCCACUGCCACGUGGUGGAAGAAGGAGAUUGAAGAACUCUACACCAACCCACAGGAUCCAAAAAAGAGCUUGAAGUUUGAUGGCCUAUGGAUUGAUAUGAAUGAACCUUCCAGCUUUGUGAAUGGGGCAGUUCCUUCUGGCUGCAGCAAUGCUACCCUGAACCGUCCACCCUACAUGCCACAUUUGGAAGCCAGGGACAGGGGCCUGAGCAGCAAGACACUGUGCAUGGAGAGUGAGCAGAUUCUUCCAGAUGACUCUCGGGUGCGGCAUUAUGAUGUGCACAGCCUGUAUGGGUGGUCCCAGACCAGACCCACCUACGAAGCUGUACAGGAGGUGACAGGAGAGAGAGGGGUCGUCAUCACCCGCUCCACAUUCCCCUCUUCUGGACGCUGGGCAGGACACUGGCUGGGGGACAACACAGCUGCCUGGGACCAGCUGGGGAAAUCCAUCAUUGGCAUGAUGGAGUUCAGUCUCUUUGGCAUCUCCUAUACCGGGUCAGACAUCUGUGGGUUCUUUCAAGAUGCUGAGUAUGAGAUGUGUGUGCGCUGGAUGCAGCUGGGUGCAUUUUACCCCUUCUCCAGGAACCACAACACCAUUGGGACCAGGAGACAAGACCCUGUGUCCUGGGAUGAAACCUUUGAGAAUAUUUCCAGAAGUGUGCUAGAGACCAGAUACACCCUGCUGCCAUAUCUCUACACCUUGAUGUACAAGGCCCACAUGGAGGGCAGCACAGUUGUGCGGCCUCUUCUCCAUGAGUUUGUGUCAGACCAUGAGACCUGGAAUAUAGACAAACAGUUCCUGCUGGGUCCAGCCUUCCUGGUCAGCCCUGUACUAGAGCCUAACGCCAGAACUGUAGAUGCAUAUUUUCCCAGAGCCCGCUGGUAUGACUACUACACGGGUGUAGAUAUUAAUGCAAGGGGACAAUGGAAGAACUUGCCAGCCCCUCUUGAUCACAUUAAUCUUCACAUCCGUGGGGGCUACAUUCUGCCCUGGCAGGAACCUGCCAUGAAUACCCAUUUGAGCCGUGAGAAGUCAAUGGGCCUCAAGGUUGCCUUGAAUGAUGAAGGACUUGCUGAGGGCUGGCUCUUCUGGGAUGAUGGGAAAAGCAUCAAUAUCACAGAACGAUCCUACUUGGCCAGGUUCUCUGUUAGCCAGAAUACAUUGCAGACACAUGUUAUUUUUAAUAAUUACAUCACUGGUACAGCACCUUUGAACCUAGGCUACAUUGAAAUCUGGGGAUUGAGCAGUGUUUCCAUUACCAGCGUGAGCAUCAUCACUGGGAGCAGAUUGAUUGAAUCAGUCCCCUAUGACUACAACAGCACAACUCAGGUUUUAAAAGUUAAUGUGACUGACAAAAGACUCAGCCUGCAUAAUUUCCAGUCACUGACAUGGAACUCUUCAUAAAUUUUCAGAGCAAAAUACUACGAGCAGAUUUAAACUACUUAUGCUUCAUAAUCAUGUAAUUAUUAUGUAUCAUCAAUUGUUUCAUUCCCAGUAUGGCUAGAAUAUUUUGUGUAUUGUGUGUGUGUGUGUGUGUGUGUGUGUGUGUGUGUGUGUGUGUUAUGACACCCAAGAUAAUAUCUCUGGGUCACUUUAAUGUAUCUAUGUAAUUAGUGUGGCACAUAUGGUUUAUCACAUGACAUCCAUUGAAGAUGUGAAGAUGAAUUAGAUCCAUGCUGCAGUCUCUCUCUCUCUCUCUCUCUCUCUCUCUCUCUCUCUCUCUCUCUCUCUGUAUGGUGGGAGCCCAGUCUUGUCAUGGCAGCCCCUGUUUGCAGCCAAGCAAAACCUUAAGAAUUAUGCAGAAGGAACUGUGAGUAGGUAUAGGGGGAGGAGAACAGUAUGCUGAGAAUAUGAUGGAGGAGGAAGGAAGAGAAGACAGAAAGGAAGUAGGGAAGAUGUGAUGUAAUGGUAGGCAACUGCAAGAGGGAUAGUCAUGCUAAGGAAUGGUAGCCUUGCUGGGAGGAGAAAGGGAGAGUCAACUCAUUUGAAAGAGAAGAGGGCUUUGGAGAAAUGCUUAAGAAACAGGAAGGUGAUGAGAAGGAGAUUUAAGGUGGUAGAGAUGAAGGAAGGAAUUGGAUGUACAAUUGUUUUUGUACAAGUGUGCUUUCAAGUAUAUAAAUCUUAUUUUUUGACCAUAUCUCAUGUACAUAGCAGCAGUUCACACAAGCAUACAUGAUUUGUAUGUCAUGGAAAAAUAAAGCAAGUGAAUUUACAAGAGA